Gorilla gorilla gorilla (western lowland gorilla) is the source of this 1648-nucleotide messenger RNA. RefSeq names its product syndecan binding protein 2 (gene SDCBP2). The record is from RefSeq and is a predicted model, not a curated record. The transcript is spliced from 6 exons. NCBI's taxonomy places the organism in Eukaryota, Metazoa, Chordata, Mammalia, Primates, Hominidae. Gene Ontology annotation, cellular component: plasma membrane; cytoplasm. Gene Ontology annotation, molecular function: protein binding. Bases 559 to 1182 code for a protein of 207 amino acids.
AGGCAGGAGGAUUGCUUGAGCCCAGGAGGUGGAAGCUGCAGUGAGCCAAGAUCACAGCACUGCACUCCAGCCUGGGUGACAGAACGAGACCCUGUCUCAAAAAGAAACUGCCAAACUAGUUCCUGGAGUGGCUAUACCAUUUUAUUUUGCUGUGAGCAAUACAUGAGUGCUCCAGUUUCUUCAUGUUUUCACCAGAAUUUGGUAUUAUUACUAUUUUAUAUUUUAGCCACUAUGAUAGGUAUAGUGAUGGCUCAUCAUGGUCUUAAUUUGCAUUUCCCUGGCACCUGAUGAUGUGGACCAUCUUUCCAUGUGCUUAUUACCAUCUGUAUAUUCUUUCUGGUAAAAUGUUUCUGCAUAUAUUUUACUCAUUUUCUAAAUGGCUUGUUUUCUUCUUCUUGUUUUUUGAGACAGGGUCUUGCUCUAUUGUCCAGGCUGCAGUGCAGUGGUGCGAUCACAGGUCACUGCAGCCUCCACGUCCCGGGUCAGGUGAUCCACCCACCUCAGCCUCCCGAGUAGCUGGGACCACAGGCAGCGGUCUCGGGCCCCGGGCCCGGCCAGAUGGUGGCACCGGUAUCCGGGUACAGCCUGGGCGUGCGGCGAGCUGAGAUCAAGCCCGGGGUGCGCGAGAUCCACCUGUGCAAGGACGAGCGCGGCAAGACCGGGCUGAGGCUGCGGAAGGUGGACCAGGGGCUCUUUGUGCAGUUGGUCCAGGCCAACACCCCUGCAUCCCUUGUGGGGCUGCGCUUUGGGGACCAGAUCCUGCAGAUUGACGGGCGUGACUGUGCCGGGUGGAGCUCACACAAAGCCCAUCAGGUGGUGAAGAAGGCAUCAGGCGAUAAGAUUGUCAUGGUGGUUCGGGACAGGCCAUUCCAGCGGACUGUCACCAUGCACAAGGACAGCAUGGGCCACGUCGGCUUCGUGAUCAAGAAGGGGAAGAUUGUCUCUCUGGUCAAAGGGAGUUCUGCGGCCCGCAACGGGCUCCUCACCAACCACUACGUGUGUGAGGUAGACGGGCAGAAUGUUAUCGGGCUGAAGGACAAAAAGAUCAUGGAGAUUCUGGCCACGGCUGGGAAUGUUGUCACCCUGACCAUCAUCCCCAGUGUGAUUUACGAGCACAUGGUCAAAAAGUUGUCUCCAAUCCUGCUCCACCACACCAUGGACCACUCCAUCCCAGAUGCCUGAAGCCACUGGAGGGCAGGGCAGGCAGGGGGGGUUUCCCGCCCUCCUGCAGCAAAGGGCAACCACCCUCGGAUGAUGGGUUGCAGCCGGCCUGCUGCUUAAGGUGGGGGCUGCCAUGAGGGGGGCGUGUCCAGGAGGGUGACCAUGGGAUGGCUUAUACACACAGGCCUCCUUGGAGCCUCAGACUCCAAGCUGGGCUGAGGCUCAGGCAGGGCCCACAGGCAGCCGAUUCUCUUGUGCUGAUUUAAAUGCUGGACACGGAGGCAGGCUGUUUAAACACUGCUUAAAGUCGCAACUGGGCCCCUUUCAAGAAAUUUUGCUCUACCAGGAAAACAGUUACACAUUUUAAGAGAACAGAGCUACGUUCUUUGUGAGAGCUUUUUCCUUGCCUUGACUUGCUCUUUGUCACAGACUGCAUAAGUUGUCAGCCUUGACUAUCUUUUGAAUAAAGAUUUGAUUUUAAACAAAA